Messenger RNA from Fundulus heteroclitus (mummichog), 4010 nucleotides. It is a transcript of the gene ptprdb, whose product is annotated as protein tyrosine phosphatase receptor type Db. Gene Ontology annotation, molecular function: protein binding; protein tyrosine phosphatase activity. Gene Ontology annotation, biological process: protein dephosphorylation. NCBI's taxonomy places the organism in Eukaryota, Metazoa, Chordata, Actinopteri, Cyprinodontiformes, Fundulidae. The record is from RefSeq and is a predicted model, not a curated record.
CGCAUCGUCAGCACUAGUUUGGAGUCAAAUCUGACAGCCGCUGCCUUUGCCUGCUCCUUCCACCGACUCUCCUUUGACUCUCUGGCGGCUGUCCCGGCGCCUUUAAAGGGCACACAUAGUCGGGACCGCAGCCGAUCGCUGUGUUCAACUUGGGGCGAAGAAAGACACGGGAAACUCCUCGGGAUUCUCCGUACACCGAGCGCUGAUCUGGAUUCUGUGUUUGACGUGCUGAAGUGCUUCUUAAGGAGAAUUCUGGGGAGAUUUUCGUGCUCUUUUAUUCCUCAAGGAUGAAGCAGCACAGUGAACCCGUGUGCUGAAGCAAGCUCCCACUUUCAAACUUCAGCAUCAAGGAUGAAACAUGAGCCAAGGUUGUGAAGGCUUGUUUCUACCAUCCUGUUGUUCAGUGAGGCUCUGAGCUCACGGUGAAUACAGCAUGCAUGUGUCGACCUAUCCCGCGAUGCUCCCCGUCAGUCCAGGCCUGCUUCUCCUCAGCUUCCUCUUCCUCGCUGACGCUGACUCUCCGCCCAGAUUCACACGAACCCCAGAGGACCAAACAGGAGUGCAGGGGGGCGUGGCUUCCUUCGUGUGCCAGGCGGCCGGGGACCCGCAGCCCAAGAUCGUCUGGAAUAAGAAAGGCAAAAAAGUCAGCAACCAGAGGUUUGAGGUAAUAGAGUUUGACGAUGGGUCCGGUUCCGUCCUGAGGAUCCAGCCGCUGAGGACCCCCAGGGACGAGGCGAUCUACGAAUGUCACGCCUCCAACUCGGCAGGAGAGCUCACUGCUAACACUCGACUCAGUGUCUUACGAGAGGACCAGCUGCCCCCAGGAUUUCCCACCAUCGAUAUGGGUCCCCAGCUCAAAGUGGUUGAACGUUCACGGACUGCCACCAUGCUCUGUGCUGCGAGUGGCAACCCUGACCCAGAAAUUACCUGGUUCAAGGACUUCCUGCCAGUCAACACCUCCAAUAAUAACGGUCGAAUCAAGCAACUCCGCUCAGAGUCCUUUGGUGGCACGCCCAUACGAGGUGCCCUACAGAUAGAGAUGAGUGAGGAAGGGGAUCAGGGCAAGUAUGAGUGUGUUGCCACCAACAGUGAUGGGACACGCUAUUCCACCCCAGCGAACCUGUAUGUCAGAGAGCUACGAGAAGUGCGUCGCGUCCCCCCUCGCUUCUCUAUUCCCCCGUGUCCCUGGCAGUGACUAUGUUAAUGCCAACUACAUUGAUGGCUACCGCCGUCAGAACGCCUACAUAGCCACCCAAGGCCCUCUUCCGGAGACCUUCGGGGAUUUCUGGAGGAUGGUCUGGGAGCAGCACACAGCCAACAUUGUCAUGAUGACCAAGCUGGAGGAGAAGUCACGGAUGCCCUCUUAUUUCUUCUCUAAGGUGAAAUGCGAUCAGUACUGGCCAACACGUGGCACGGAGACCUAUGGCCUGAUCCAGGUCACUCUGCUGGACACAGUGGAGCUGGCCACCUACUCCGUCAGGACCUUCGCUCUUUACAAGAGCGGCUCUAAUGAGAAGCGUGAGGUUCGUCACUUCCAGUUCACCGCCUGGCCGGACCAUGGGGUCCCUGAACAUCCCACCCCGUUCUUGGCCUUCCUUCGCCGGGUCAAGGCCUGCAACCCUCCCGACGCCGGACCCAUGAUUGUGCAUUGCAGCGCCGGCGUGGGCCGAACCGGCUGCUUCAUCGUCAUCGACGGCAUGACGGAGCGCAUCAAGCAGGAGAAGACCGUCGACAUUUACGGCCACGUCACGCUGAUGCGCUCCCAGAGGAACUACAUGGUCCAGACGGAAGACCAGUACAUCUUCAUCCACGACGCUCUGCUGGAGGCCGUCACGUGCGGGAACACCGAGGUCCCCGCCAGGAACCUGUACUCCUACAUCCAGCGGCUGACGCAGAUUGAGCCCGGAGAGAACGUCACGGGCAUGGAAGUGGAGUUCAAGCGUCUGGCCAGUGCCAAGGCCCACACAUCCCGGUUUGUGAGUGCCAACCUGCCCUGCAACAAGUUCAAGAACCGACUGGUGAACAUUAUGCCCUAUGAGACGACACGCGUGUGUCUCCAGCCAAUCAGAGGGGUGGAGGGGUCCGACUACAUCAACGCCAGCUUUAUUGAUGGAUACAGGCAACAGCGGGCCUAUAUAGCAACCCAGGGUCCGCUGGCUGAGACUACAGAGGACUAUUGGAGAAUGCUGUGGGAACACAACUCCACCAUAGUCGUCAUGCUGACCAAGCUGAGAGAAAUGGGACGGGAGAAGUGUCACCAGUACUGGCCAGCGGAGCGAUCGGCCAGGUACCAGUACUUUGUGGUUGAUCCUAUGGCUGAAUAUAACAUGCCUCAGUACAUCCUCCGAGAGUUCAAAGUGACUGACGCCAGAGAUGGCCAAUCAAGGACUGUUCGUCAGUUCCAGUUCACUGACUGGCCCGAGCAAGGAGUGCCAAAAUCGGGGGAAGGAUUCAUUGACUUUAUUGGCCAAGUGCACAAAACUAAAGAACAGUUUGGCCAGGAUGGUCCAAUUACUGUGCACUGCAGCGCUGGAGUGGGGAGGACUGGUGUGUUCAUCACCCUCAGCAUCGUCCUGGAGAGGAUGAGGUACGAAGGGGUGGUGGACAUCUUCCAGACGGUCAAGAUGCUGCGCACUCAGAGACCUGCCACCGUUCAGACAGAGGAUCAGUACCAGUUCUGCUACCGAGCCAGUCUCGAGUACCUGGGAAGCUUCGAUCACUAUGCAACAUAAACCCAGUUGCUGUCUAGUCGCACCCCGUUCAGCCGACUGCUCCCUUUUUUGUAGUCUCACACACAACCUGAAUCCGUGCACUUGGCUGGAACGUGUGCGUGAAGCUUUCGCCAACACCUACAGAUUUGAAUCGGGGAAAAGGGGGGAGGCGGACCUUCGGCUUAUCCCCGUACCCAGAAUCAGCACUUCUAACUGAGCCAUAGCGACCCUGCUCGAUCCCCCCCGGGGGGAAGGUGGGUUGGUACUCGUUUCACCUCCCCAUUACCUCCCCCACUCAGCCCCAAACACAAACACACCUAUGGGUCAGUCUGAAGAAGCAGCUUCAUCCACUGUUCCAAAACAAGAUACUUGAUCAAAUAUAGAUUUUUUUUUCUUGUUUUUUUAUGAUCAUCGUCAAUGGGUGUUUUUUUCGGGUUUCAGUGCUUCUGUGAGCACCCAGAUUGCUUUGUGUUGUUUUCGGUGUGGAACUCUCACCUCGUCCACCACCAGUGUAGCAUCACCAAACAGGACCAAGCUGCGGGAAGAAGUCGGAUUUUUUUCUACCACGAGGACCGCCAGUUCAAAGCCUACGCAUCCACCCGCUGGAGGCCUCGUAGGCCACUACGCACCAGGAAAAUUGCCAACAGAAGGAACUGAAAACACAGAGCACACAGUAUUACAAAGACAAUGAACACUUACUUUAAAAAGGAGCACCAAGGGGUGUUUUGUUUUCUUCUUUUUUUUGGGAGGGUCUGGAUUAUGUUGGAAACGGACUUUUGUUUCCUGUGAGUGAAAAGAGGACAUUUCUACAGUAAUAAGCACCACCAGUUCAACCUUAUUACGCUUCACCAUUUCAUAUAAGGGAAGAGAGGUUUAAACUGCAAAGCAAAACAUUAAUUUAGUUUUUUAGAAAGAUAUAUGACUAUUUACUUUUUUGUAAAAAAACAAAAUGGCACAUUCUGUUAUUGUUUUUUUAUAUAUAUAUAUAUAUAAUUUGUGUCCCCACUGACUACAAAAAGGAAGGUUUGUAAGUUGUAGCCAUGUUUUUUUUUCUUUCUUUCUUUCUUUCAAACGUACAAUCAAAUCCAGUUUGGAGGAUGUUCACAGUUUGACGACAAACGCCACCUUGGAGCGUCACCGUCACACGCUCUUCACCUCCUGUCUUCGUGGAAGCACUCACCCACGUGGCGGCUUGACGUCUCAGCACGGGACCGUCUUGCCCUGCAGAGCUAGGAGACACGAGGAUGGAGGGGGUCCCACUGAGUUGUGGGGUUUGCUCAUUUAAAGCCACCCGAAACA